UCGCGCUCUCUCUCUCUCUGUCUCUCUUGUUCAUAGAAUCAAGGAAGGGUUUGAUCUUUGGCGGCAACGAUGGAUCAGGACGGGGUAGCGAAGGCGUUUGUGGACCACUACUACCAGACGUUCGACAGCAACCGGGCGGCGCUCGGCAGGCUUUACCAGGACGGCUCCAUGCUCACCUUCGAGGGCGCCAAGAUCCAGGGGGCGGCCGCCAUUGCCGCCAAGCUCACCUCCCUCCCCCUCCAGCAGUGCGCCCACUCCAUCUCCACCAUCGACUGCCAGCCCUCCGGCCCUACCGGCGGCAUUCUCGUCUUCGUCAGCGGCUCCCUCCAGCUCGGCGGCGAGCAGCAUUCCCUCAAAUUCAGCCAGAUGUUCCAUCUGAUGCCAACACCUCAAGGGAGCUUCUACGUGCUGAAUGACAUAUUCCGUCUAAACUAUGCCUGAUGAGAUAUUAUCCAAACCAUCCAAGGUGUGGUGAAACGGAUGAUAGGAGAGAAACCUGUUCUAUGUAAACCACCAUUGUUGUCAUAGGAAAGAAGAUUGUUAUCAUCCAUAUUGUUUGGUUUUGUGGGGUUUCUCAUCAAGGGUUGAACCUUUUCUUCUAAAUCAUUAGAAAUGAAUUUUUGACUGCUUUCUACACAUCCUUCACUCCCUUUGGAGGAGGCAGAUUGUGUGGCUUUUGUUGUGGAUCAGUUAUUGUACUCUUGGAUUGUGUGACUAGAAAAUGCUUUCAAGUUCAUAGUAUGGCAUUUUUUGUGUUGGUGA
Messenger RNA from Musa acuminata subsp. malaccensis (wild Malaysian banana), 762 nucleotides. Its product is annotated as nuclear transport factor 2B. Gene Ontology annotation, biological process: nucleocytoplasmic transport. Lineage: Eukaryota; Viridiplantae; Streptophyta; Magnoliopsida; Zingiberales; Musaceae. The record is from RefSeq and is a predicted model, not a curated record. Gene Ontology annotation, cellular component: nuclear pore central transport channel.